Messenger RNA from Penicillium olsonii, 4125 nucleotides. The record is from the annotation of a GenBank genome assembly. Lineage: Eukaryota; Fungi; Ascomycota; Eurotiomycetes; Eurotiales; Aspergillaceae.
AUGGAUCAACAAAGUCAAUCCGGGCCCCAAGGCCCUGGUGGCCGCAAGUUCCAUAUUGCUCACAGGAGAAGUCCUUCUGAGCUUACCCCUCUUAUGAUGGAACAACUGGCUAUUCAACAACAAAUUGAGUUGCUCCAGCAGCAACAGCAACAAAUUGCUGCGACACACCAACAAUACGUUAACAUGGGGCUGUUGCAGCCCCAACAAUUGGGCCAGGUGCCCUCAUUCCAACCGGGUGCCUCUAUGGCUGGUGUCUCCCCACAGCAAGUUAAUGCUUUCCAAUUUCCACAAGGUGGACAGCAGCAACAGCUUGGAGUACAAAUGAACGCACCCGCCCAACACUCGCACCGCCGGAACCAGUCAGCUCUACCAGGCCUCCCCAUGGGCCCGCCUCCUGCUCCCUCCUCAGGUGCAUCGGGCUAUGCUGAGUACAACCAGCAGGGCCAAAAUAACAACCACAAGAAUGAGAACGCCGGUCACGGCGGUCGUGGUCGUGGAGGUCCCCCUGGCGGUGGUCACCAGCGCCGUCACUCACUUGCUCUGCCUGAGGCCAAGAAAGCCGCCGAGCUCGCCCAGCAGAAGAGAACUGCUUCGGGAUUCCAGUUCCCCGCCCCUGCUCCCGGUGCCAGUGGCUCUGAUAACCAGUCCUCUUCAGAUGACAAGCCCGCGAACAACGCCUCACAGGCGCCACAGGGGCUUGGAUUCCAACGUGCUGGUAACAUGCGAGCUGGCGGCCAUGGUCGCAGCCAGUCGAUGGCAAUUGGUGGUAACAACCGGGGCUCUAUUUCUGGCCGUGGUGCCGGUGGCUUCCAGUUCCCUCAGGCCAGUGAGGCACCUGUGGGUCAGACCGACAAUCAGCGCAGAGGAAGCCAACCCGGCCACGCUCGCUCGUCUUCGCGAAACUUUGAAGGCAACUGGCGCCAGCCUAACAACCAGAACCAAGGUCAGGAUCAACAGAGACCCGGUCAGCAGCAAGGUGGCUUCCAGCCCGGCCACCGUUCUCGCGGAUCCAUGAACCAGUCAAUGGGCUCCAUCGGCUCGUUUUCUUACGGCGGUGGUCAGCCUCAGAUCGGCCAACCCCAGCUGAUCCAGCUUCCUCAGGGCCAAGUCAUGAUGGCUCCUCAGAUGUUUGGCGGCCAGCAGUUGAACCCAAUCCAGGUCGCACAGCUUCAAGCGCUUCAACAGCAGAAUGGCCAGGGAAUGGGUGGUCUCCAGGCAAGCCAACACGCCCCUCCACAGAUGUCUGUUCAGCAGCAACAGCAGCAGCAGCAACAGCGGAAGACUCUUUUCACUCCUUACCUUCCCCAAGCCAACCUCCCUGCGCUUCUCAGUAACGGGCAACUCGUCGCCGGUGUCUUGCGUGUUAACAAGAAGAACCGUUCCGAUGCCUACGUGACUACUGAUGACCUGGAUGCCGAUAUCUUCAUUUGUGGAAGUAAAGAUCGCAACCGCGCCCUUGAGGGCGACUUUGUCGCUAUCGAGCUUCUUGAUGUCGAUGAGGUGUGGUCUCAGAAGAAAGAAAAGGAAGAGAAGAAGAAGCGCAAGGACAUCACUGAUGCCCGCUCCAACAGCAACGCGGGCAAUGAGAAGCUCGGCCGCUCCGACUCUACUGGUGACAGACAAGAAGUUGGUCCGGAUGGAAGCAUCCGCCGUCGUGGUAGUCUGCGCCAGCGUCCCACCCAGAAGAAGAACGACGACGUCGAGGUUGAAGGCCAAAGUCUUCUUCUGUGUGAGGAAGACGAGAUUAGCGAUGAGCAGAAGCCUCUCUACGCUGGUCACGUUGUUGCAGUCAUUGAGCGUGUUGCAGGUCAGAUGUUCUCGGGAACUUUGGGCCUGCUCCGCCCUAGUAGCCAGGCUACAAAGGAGAAGCAAGAGGCCGAGCGACAGGCCAGGGAUGGUGCUCACGGUCGCUCUCACCAUGACCGUCACCAGGACAAGCCCAAGAUUGUUUGGUUUAAGCCCACUGACAAGCGUGUCCCUCUGAUUGCUAUCCCCACAGAGCAGGCGCCUCGUGACUUUGUUGAGAAGCACCAGGACUACGCCAAUCGGAUCUUCGUUGCUUCUAUCAAGAGAUGGCCUAUCACCUCUCUGCACCCCUUCGGUACGCUCGUAGAGCAGCUCGGUGAGAUGGGUGACCUGCGUGUUGAAACGGAUGCCUUGCUUCGUGACAAUAACUUUGGUUCGGACGACUUCUCUGACGCCGUUUUGAAGAGCAUUGGCUGGGAGGAUUGGACUGUUUCCUCUGAAGGCGAUGCCCUUGCUUCCAGACAUGACUUCCGUGAAGAGACCAUCUUUACGAUCGAUCCUGCCGAAAGCAAAGCCCUUGAGGAUGCAUUCCACGUCAAGAAGCUUGACGAUGGCAAGGUCGAGAUCGGUGUCCACGUUGCGGACAUCGCUCACUUCGUUAAGGGCAACUCCUUGGUUGAUCGCGAAGCGAAGAAGCGCGGUACUGCUGUUUACCUCGUCGACCGCAUCAUGAACAUGUUGCCAACUCGUGUUUCAACCGAGCUUUGUUCCCUCGUCCCUGGUGAGGAUCGCCUCACUGUCAGUGUUGUCUUCAAGGCCGACCCUACUACCGGUAUUGUGGAUGACGACCUUUGGAUUGGCAAGGGUAUCAUUAAGAGUGCUGGUCGUCUUGACUACGAACAGGUUAACGCUCUCAUCGGCGGCCAGUCUGACGCCAACACCAGCGGCAUUCCUGCCGAUAGCAUCCGCUUGCUCCACAACAUUGCCGGCAAGUUCCGUGAAGCACGCUUUGGUAACCGUGUGACCGAUGUUCCUGUCCAGCGUCUGCUUCAGCAGCUUGAUGACGAGAAUGUUCCGGUCGAAUACAACAUCUUUGAUUCCACUCCCGCACAUGAACUUGUUGAGGAGCUGAGCCAUCAGGCUAACUUCUUCGUCGCCCGCAAGCUUUUCAGCGCCAUGCCCGAUAAGGCAUUCCUGCGUCGCCAAUUCUCACCCAACCCCCGUCGCCUCACCCUGUUUGUUGAGCGCAUGAACCGUCUCGGGUUCGAGAUGGACGCCAGCAGCAGUGGCAGCCUCCAGAGCUCUCUUUGCAAGGUCCAGGAUGUGGAUAUUCGCAAGGGCAUGGAGACCCUCCUUGCUAAGGCUAUGCAACGCGCCAAAUAUUUCGUCAGCAGCGGUACCUCCGAUGAAAUGCGCCAGCACUACAUGUUGAACGUGCCAGUCUACACCCACUUCACCAACCCCUCUCGCCGCUACACCGACGUUCUCGUGCACCGUCAACUGGAGGCUGUGCUCUCUGAGGGUGCUGUGGAGUUCACUGAUGACGUUGAGUCCUUGGCCAAGACUGCCGAUCUCUGCAACAAUAAGAAGGACUCGGCUCUCAAUGCCCAGGAGCAGAGCGUGCACAUUGAAGCCUGUCGCAACAUGGAUCGAAAGAGCCGUGAGAUUGGCGGUGACCUCAUCAGCGAGGGUAUCGUGCUCUGCGUCUACGAAUCCGCAUUCGACGUUCUCAUUCCCGAGUACGGCUUUGAGAAGCGUGUGCACUGUGACCAGCUGCCACUCAAGAAGGCCGAAUUCCGAAAGGACUCCCGUGUCCUCGAGCUCUACUGGGAGAAGGGUGUUCCAUCAUCUGCGUACAUUCCUGAGGACGAGCGUCCCAAGCCUGGCAACUCUCGUGCUGCACAGGCUGCCGCCGCUGCUCGCGAAGCUGAAGCUGCUCGCGAGCGUGCUCGUGAGCGUGACGAAGCCAUGCGCAAGCAAACCGAGACCGGUACAAUGUCCGCCGACGACGUUGACGCUCUCUUCGAUGAUGACGAGGACGUCGACGAUGUCACCGAGAUGGCAGCUGGCGUCUCUCUCAACUCGACUGAUCGUUCCACCCAGAGCAUGCCACCCUCACCCACCCGCAACGGUCACCAGCAGCAAGGACCCCACCGCACCCGUUCCGAUCCCAAGAUCGCCUCCGGUGCAGGAGACGCCCCCGAGAACAAGCUGACCAACAAGGAGAAGUACCUGAGCUUGUUCAAGCUGCGCGAAGUGGAUGGCGACCUCAUCCAGGAUGUCACCGAGAUGACUCGUGUGCCUAUCAUUCUGAAGACUGACUUGAGCAAGAGUCCCCCAUGCCUCACUGUUCGAUCCGUCAACCCCUACGCUCUGUAA